This is a messenger RNA of Vanessa tameamea, 3966 nucleotides long. Its product is annotated as adenylate cyclase type 7-like. Gene Ontology annotation, molecular function: adenylate cyclase activity. Gene Ontology annotation, biological process: adenylate cyclase-inhibiting G protein-coupled receptor signaling pathway; adenylate cyclase-activating G protein-coupled receptor signaling pathway; intracellular signal transduction. Lineage: Eukaryota; Metazoa; Arthropoda; Insecta; Lepidoptera; Nymphalidae. The coding region runs from base 256 to 3912 and encodes 1218 amino acids. The record is from RefSeq and is a predicted model, not a curated record. The transcript has 20 exons. Gene Ontology annotation, cellular component: plasma membrane.
CGGUUUCAAAUCGUAUGUAAAUCGUAAUUCAUCACAACCCGAUUCAAGCAUACAACGAUAAGGCGUUUAUCGUAAUCUGCUAAUACCAGCGUCCGACGAGUGGCGCUUAUCAAAUUAUUUUUAUCAAUCAUUAUCAAUUGGACUCGAGCUUCUUACGUUGGUGAUCGGUAUUUGAGGACUAGUUGAAGACAAAUAUUUUUGUUUAUUGUGACCUGUGAAAUUUGUUUUGUUUUAUACAAGAAUGUUCAUUCAUCAAUGACGAUGGACGAUGGCACACUGUCAAGAACAACGGGCUCCGUGGUGCUCCAAGUCGGAGCUCUGGAAUUACUGGCUCGAUACUCCAUGAAUUCUGGGAGAGCGACCAGUGUAUUAUCAUCUCUUCACGAGUUCAGAAGUCAAGAGGCAGAACAAAAUGGCGGAAAACAAUGGAAUUGGAAAUAUUUAAGGGAUCAAUUUUAUCAGAAAGAUCUAGAAGGUUUAUAUCGAAAAUAUGAUGACAAGUUGAGAGAAACACUCAUAUACAUUUAUGUAUCGCUGUUAGUAUUAUUUUCGACGAUUCACAUAAUUUUGGUAAUUGCUAGUACUUACAAUGAGCAAGUACAGUGGAGAUCAACAUAUUUGUCAAUGGGAAUGUAUUUUUUGAGGAUAGCAGUACCAACACUUUCCUUCUGCUCUAAGUGUUUCUAUAAACCGCUAAAAAAGAAAUGGUUCUGGAUUCCAAUUAUGAUCACAUUUAUUCUCACCGCUGAUCUCGUGAUAUCAGAUAUCACUGUUGCGAUAUACAGCGCGUUUGAAGGCAUGGCUUUGAGACCAGCGUACUCCACCAUGGCUCUUCUAUCGGUAUAUAUAUUUCUACCGAUGCGAAAUAACUACCUGGCGAUCAUUUUGGGAGGCAUUGUCAGCAUUGUCUAUAUCUUCGUGUUCGCAUUCGUCACAUACAUCGAUAACCCGAACAUCGAGGUGGUGGUAAGGGUUGCGUGUGAAGUUAUUUAUCUGAUUGGAGUCAAUCUCAUGGGUAUAUACUUCAGACUGAUGAACGAGAUAGUCACGCGACGGUCAUUUUUAGAUAGACGUGCCUGUGUAGAGAGCACGCUAAGACUUAAAUUUGUCAAGGACCAAGAGGAACGUCUCAUGUUGAGCAUUUUACCUGAACAUAUCGUUUCAAGGGUGCGGCAAGACAUACGAAACAUGUUCUUGGAUAUCCGAUCGCAGAGUCACAGUCAUAAUAUGAAAUCUUUUAGUCAGUUAUAUGUAGAGGAACAUGAUAAUGUAAGCAUAUUAUACGCGGAUGUUGUGAACUAUACGAAAAUAUCGACGACCUUGUCCCCUAUGAGAAUGGUGGAACUACUCAACGAACUGUUCGGAAGGUUCGACGAAGCUUCUGAAGAACACGACGUUCUACGUAUCAAAUUUUUGGGUGACUGUUAUUACUGUGUAAGUGGAAUACCGAAACCGACGGAACAGCACGCAAAAAACUGCGUUGACCUUGGACUGGAAAUGAUACAUAUCAUUAAAGAUGUCAGAGAAAAGCGCUGCUUGAAUAUUGAUAUGCGAAUCGGCGUGCACUCGGGGAAAAUCUUGAGCGGUUUGAUCGGCAUUCGAAAAUGGCAAUUCGAUAUCUGGUCGAAAGACGUAACUAUUGCGAAUAAAAUGGAAUCCACGGGAAAAGCCGGUAAAGUCCACGUUACGAAGCAAACCCUGGAACUUCUAUUGGACUAUGCGAGAGAAUACAUCAUCGAACCGAACUUCGCGUCUCAGAGCGACCCAUUUAUAAUUAAGAACAAACUCGAAACGUAUCUGCUCUCGAGACCACCGAAGCCUCCAGCGGAUUACAAACCAUUUCGAAGGGCUUCUGUUGGCUUCAACAAGAUAAUCACAUCUCGCUCGCGCGGUAGACGAUCGGAAAAUAGAAGUUCAUCAACAUUUCGUAGGACAACCGCUUUCAUGGACGAGAACCUCGUUGAAUACCAACAAAUGCUUAAGGCAGCCGAUGCUCAAAUGGCAAAGGAAAUUGAAGAUAUGACAAAUGGAAAGGAACAUCUGAAACACGAAUCUAGUUUAAACCGGAUAACAUUGAUGUACAAAAAUUUGAAGCUGGAAGGAUCGUUUCUACAGCAACCGGAUCCGUUAUUUAAAUAUUACAUAACAUGUUGUCUCAUUAUUUUGAUCUUAAUCAUGAUAAUCAAUGGAGUGACUACUAAUUGGUAUUUCGAAUUCGUAUGGUAUACGAAAACGUUGUGUUCGCUAUUAGUCAUCGUACUAGUUAUAACGCAGCCAUUGAGUUGGUUUCAAUUAAUUUGGAUAAAAUGUAGAGGUAUCGACGAGCCUCAAAAUCGAUGGCUUCGAAAACUUUACGACACGUCUCUAACAAUAAUAAAAUCAGCGAAAAUAAGAACAGCAAUGUAUGUAAUAAUAAGCUUGGGUCUAACCGCUACUUCGAUGGUAAAUGUCAUUGCUUGCACCGAGGUUCAAGUAGAACCUUCGAUUGCAACCGUUUUGUCGAACUGCGUGUCGUCGUGGCAUGUCACUCAGUGUUGGAGCUUGGCACUGCUCUUGAACUUUUUAUUUAGCAGAGUAUUUUUUAUAUUCAAAUGGAUUGUUGCUGGAAUAAUGACCACUUUCUACCUGUGGGUAGUAUGGGAAAUUAAGUCAUCGCUCUUCUCUACAGAUCUCACUUGGAAUGUGGGCUUAGACCCGAGAAUAUCUCACACAUUGUCAGUGAUAUUUAUAACAAUUACAUUAUACUGGAUUGACAGAACUACUGAAUACAGAAAUCGAUUAGAUCAUUUGUGGCAAAUACAGCUAAGCGAAGAACAGGAGGAAGCUGAGACGAUGUUGAAAGUCAAUAAUAUGCUCCUUGAAAAUAUUUUACCUGCUCAUGUGGUUCAAGUAUAUUUAGAUCUAAAUAGGUCUAUAGAUGAAUUGUAUUAUGAGAAAUAUGAUAAUGUGGCGGUAAUGUUCGCUUCACUGACGGACUAUAAAUUAGGACUCGAAAACGACGCAGACUUAAGUGAUAAAUUCGUUCUUAGUAUUUUAGACGAAGUUAUAUCUGACUUUGAUCGGCUUCUUCUAACUGGUACGUCAAUACAUAAAGUGGAAAAGAUCAAAAUGGCAGGCUGGACGUAUAUGGCAGCAUGUGGAUUAGACCCAAAUCGACGGGAUUCGUUCGACUCUUCGUCAUACAGCUCAGUUUUCGAUAGAGCGAAAAAUACGCCAUAUAAUCAAACUAUCGUGGUGACAAUGGUCGAAUUCGCAGCAGCUAUGAUGAUGCAGUUACAAACUUUUAAUCGCGGUUCUUUUCAAAGUUUCGAAGGAUUAAACUUACGAAUAGGAAUAUCAAACGGCGAAGUAGCAGCCGGUGUCGUUGGGUCACUAAAACCUCUGUACGAUAUCUGGGGUAAUGCUGUCAACAUGGCCUCGCGAAUGGAUUCUACUGGUGAAACCGGUAGAAUACAGGUUACAGAAAAUACCGCGAUUAUUUUGGAUGAAUGUGGAAUCCUGACAACUUACAGAGGAGAAACAUUCGUAAAAGGCAGAGGCUACAUCAAGACUUAUUUCGUACCAUUAGAUGAUCAUUUUAAUUUAGUUAAAAAACAGAACAGCUCAGUUUAUUUUAGAUCAGGUGGUAGAAUACAACACAAUGUAGUUAGAAAUACAAUAUUAACCGAUACUUCUGAAGGAACUGGUACUUUUGAUACAGUUUCACAGAAUUCAACAUAUAAUAUAGGAUACGUUCCCACCUAUAAUCAAUCGGAUUAUGAAUUAGAUGAGAGUAAUCAAUUUAAAAGCUUUAAUAAAUUAAACAGAUCCAUUAGUUAUUUAGAAAGUGUUGAAAAUGUUAUUCCAAUACCGCCAAGAGAUGAUCUUAGCGAUUCUUCCUUCGAACCUAAUAUUAUCGAGACUCGUUGCUAAUGUAUGGAGUACUGUGAUUGGGAUUGUAAUUCGAAUGUUUAAAAUCUUAAGUAU